AGACAGUACUGGAGAGUGAGCGGUGAGGGGGAGGAACAGCAGCAGCAGCAGCAGCAGAGAGGAGCAAGAGGAGGAAGGCUGUCAGUGUCAGUGUGGCAGACGACAUGGCGAGGCCUCAAUGACACAGGAUUUGCAGCACUGGACGCUAGAACGCUCGCAACCAUGGAUGGGUUGGUGGGUGUGGUGGAGGACUGGUUGGGGGACUGUGACCAGGCCUCAGACAGCAGGCAACUGUAUGAGUGUCUGCAGAGUGAUCAGGAGCGCCUCUGCCACGCCAUUUACACCCUUUGUGAUGAACGUUCAAGGUGUCCUGAAUUGUUUGAGAGUUCUGUCAAGCAACUAUUUGCUCUAGCACGCAGCAAGGAUGAAAGGCUGCGUGAGUUUGUUCUUCUUUUCUCUCCAAGUCUCCUCUACAUAUACCUCUCAGCCAUCAGCUUGGGGGACAAAAAGGGUGUGGGCAGUGUGGAAGUAGCUCUCUUGGCACUGUACAACAUGGAGGUGCUUGAUGAACAGGGACAGCCCAGGAUUGCCCCGUUCCGCCUGCCCACUCUUGCACGCCCGUCAGUCUUUCAUGAGCCUGAUAGCCUAGCACCAGCCUCCUUCACUGUGGGCUCCUUGCAACGACUGGAGAUUGGAGACACAGACUCAGUGCGAUGGGGGCCACCCACCCAGAUGACCUCCAUCACAGCUUCCACACGACACCACUUGGCCACAGCCAUCAUGGUUGCCUUCAACGCUCGCCUGGCCACCUUGCCCAAGAUUGCUCUUGUGCACCUCUGCAAGGCUGUCUCCAAGCUGUUGUGUCAGGGCUUCAACCGGCCUGGCCACCACCACCGUUCCUCCUAUGGGAAUGAGAGCAGCUUUGGCCUGUACCCAAGGCCCACGCCCAGGAUACCUAUCACCUCGGAGCUCCUGAAGGAGUUCUUGCAUGCUGUGUACUUCGCCAUGCCAGCUGAACGCAGCCUUCAUGACCUACCACCUAUCACCAGCAUAAGCAUGCCUCUCGCACACUUCCAUUACUCAAGCCACAAUGCCGCCAGGGGAGGGGGAACGCUUUGUCCUGCCAUGAUGCCCAAUUGUGCCGGACAGUGUUACCAUAGUCCCCAUGUCAAACUGCGCAGGUUCAACGAAUUUGCCAGUUUGGGAAUACCAAGCUUGGAAGACAUACACAUGAGGGCACAAUAUGAACUGUUUGCUGAUGUUCUUCUCAUGACAAAUGGCAUCAAGAAUUCCCUCAAAGUCAACCCAAGUGGUCAGCCAAGUGAUGGUCCAAUGGGGAUCAGUGUGGCACUCACCCCCUCCACCACCACCAACACUCCACUCUCCAAAACCUUCAUUACAAAUGCCUCCUUCAGGACCAAGAAGCUGCCAGACGACAUUCCCAUCCAGAGUACGGAGGACGAGCGACCCCUCACCUCCAUCCAGGAGGAAGGGGAUGUGGCUGAGGACAAGAACAAGCCCAUCCGCACCCCUCAGGGGUCCAGCAGGGAGAAAGAUGGCAAGGAGAAGGAGGGCAAGGAGAAGGCCAAGUUUGCUGCCCCUACUAUAUCCAAGCCCAACCUGGGGAAGCGAAAGGACAAGGAGAGGGCAAGAAACGGUGACCGGCGAGAUGGGGAGAAGAAAGGCGAGAAGAAAGAGAAGCAUCGCCAUGACAGGGAGAAAGAAAGUCGCAACGGGACCAACAGCAAUCGCAACAGUGCAGCGAUGAACAGUGACUCAGAUGGUGGUGGCAGCGAUGCCACGGGCCACCAACAGCAACAGCAGUCUCAGCAACUACAUCAACAACAACAGCAACCUCAGCAGAUGCAGCAGCAGCAACAACAAACACAAUCACAGCCACCACAGCAGCAACAACAACAGACACAGCAGUUUGAAAUGAAGGUAAUUCUAACCAAGUCCCCAAGACAUUACGAGAGCAGCAACAGUGGUGGGGAAGACAUGCUGCUGCUCGGUGGGGAGGAAGAGGAGAGCCACAGAGAGGUGGAGGAUCGCAUCCCCCACCAGACCAGGAGUCCUCUGGAGGCAAACGGGGCACAAAACCACAUUGCCAAGAUCAUUUGAGCAGGUAAUUCUGAGCUGCAGAUACAUUUGAUUCCAUUUCACUCAUUCAUUUUACCUUUUCAUUAAGACUACAAGCAAUGGUGGAUCUGGAAAGAAUCUGUAAGGUGCAGGUUUUUCUAUUUUUACCCUCAGAUUGCUGUUUUCUUCAUUCUUCAAAGUGCAUCCAUCCAUUUGGUAUCACAGUUUCAUGAAAUUCAUACGUUCAUGUGAUCAUAAAUGGGGCACCUUUGUACUUUACUUUUAAUCUUCUGAAUUUUAUCCAUCAAAUUAUUCUCGCACUGUGCAUGGUUUUGUUCCAUAAUCUGGUAUUCAUAAGAAGUAAGCAUAUUGUUUUCCUGGAAUUGAAAGGGUUUGACUGUAUGAUUAAUGCUAAUAUGAAAAAAUUGUUAUUCCCAGAAGUUGUUUGCUAAUUAGGAGAGUACAAGUCAGGUUUCAGUGCUCAUCUACAAAUUCUCAGACUUUACAUUAAGAGUAUUAAUGGAUAAUAGUAGUGUUGUGGUGGUGCACAGGCACACUAGUCAUUACAUAGCCUUGGUCCCCUCAAGCUCUGAGCUGGUGGGUACUUAUUCCUCUGUUCCUCCCUUGGGGACUGCCAUACUGUUCAGUAGAAACUGUGGGGCAGGGUAAGGUUUGUAGAUUGCUUCUGACCUGAAACUCUGUCCUAUGAUCUGUUAGAACAUUAGUAACAUUUGGUGGGGUUGUAGUGUGUCUCAAGUAUGAUUAUUGCCUUUUAUAUGAUCUCUACAACCUGACCUUGGUUAUUUAAUUACUUUUUGUAAGUUAAAAGAAUUUGCAUUGUAGUGAAUUGAUUUAUGUGUUACCCCAUUUCUAUUUUGCUGUCUAUCAGUAACAUUUGUUACUAAUAGAACUUUCAGUGAGGUAUAGCAUUGCAUUUAACAAGGGUACAGAUAAUAGUGAUAAAAGAAUAGGUGUGAUAUUUCCAGAAAGUACUAAUUAAGGUCACUCUCCUAUAACUUGUUAUACAUAACAGAUGGGUAGUGAGUUACCUGACUGUUUACUGUUUGCUAGUACUGGAAUCCAUCUCACUGGGUGAAUAUUUAGUCUGCAGCAUCAUGUUAUUGCUGUUGCCCUCAACAAGCUCUUUUCUGUGUGGCCUUGUGUACCUGUGGUACACAGUCCUGGCAACUGAUGACCACUCUGAGAGUCAUUACCUACACUCCAGCCAUUCUUCCACACCUCACCUCAAGCAAUAUAUUGUCUAUGAAAUGAAUGUGGCCAGCUUUUACAGUAUUAUAUGAUGAAAAAAUGAGGCAGCAGAUUUUAACCUUAUAGUAUAGCAAAACUAUUGAGGCUUCCUCAUUUGCAAUGGUGAUUGCUACAAACACUUUGAUGCAUGGUUUAUAAGUGCUUGACAUGUGGUAUUAAAACUUUUAUGUAAUUGAUUGAUGAUUUGCAUAGGUGUAAAACAUCUUACUUAAAUGAUCCCUGUUUGUCAUGCAUAUUAGCAGUAACUGACAGCAAUGUCAGUUACAAUGUCAAAAGUUGUAUCCAGGGCAGAAAGAGAAGGUUGGUAGCACAAACUGUGAUGAGAUCAAGCACGGCUUCACAGGUCAUGUUGACGUAGCUUGGCUCAGGGUGUGGGCAGUGUAUUGAAGUGGGCCAUUGAAAGAGACGGACAGCAGAGACUGCCAAGUGGAGAUAGAGGAUAAGUUUACAUUGAGAGAUCAUGGUGAAACACCUUGAUACUUAAAGAGGUGAACCUCUGUUAAUGUGCAUCAUACCAGACCCAGGCACAGUAGAAGAGCUUGCAGUAUAUCUCAGAUACAACAUCAGUGAACACCAUAUUUGUAAAGUGUAUUCCAUGAGUUUAAUUCAAGAAGAGAUGGAAUGGUUUAGUUGUUUUUCUAUUUAACUGAGGAAUUAUUCAACUACACAUAAAAUGUGGAAGCCAUCAUGUGUCAUUGUUUCUGACAAAAGUUUUCUGUGGAUUUUCAUAUCCAGCUUGUGAAAUGCAUCUUUUUAUACUUUAUAUGAUCAUUAAUGUAAGGUUAAAGACUGCUGCCAGAAUUUUGUAUGAAAUUUAUUCAUUGAUUUGUUCAGGAAUGUAUCUAUAAACAGUGUGUGUGUGUGUGUGUGUGUGUGUGUGUGUGUGUGUGUGUGUGUCAUCCACAAAAUCUACAUUGUUGACAUUGUACAUGUUACCUUACCCUGGAGUGAUGUGAGAAACACUUCAUGGCACUGGCUGUUUGAAGUGUACUGUGUGUGUGUGUGAUAUGACCCAGAAAUUUGUCAUGACUUCUGUCUGAGACUAGUGAAGAGGUAGCUUGAAGGGGGCUUUUCUUCUCUUGUCUGCUGUUUUCUUUCCUUCCUUCCUCGAGUCCUGUGCUUGCUGAAAACUCUCUAUGCAUGAUCAGUUUUCACUGUCACUUACAGCUCUCUGACAUUACUUGGCAAAGUCACAUGAUUACAUAGUUACACUGAUCUUCUGUAUAUGAUAUAAAUAAAGUAAAUUGUGCAUAAUGACCAAGAUUUCAGGAACACUCACAUGAUGUUUAACAACUCUUAAAAUGACACCAGAAAGAGCAUGGUGACUUGAUUUUACACUGGUGAAGGAUGGUAUAGGCAGGCUUGACCCAGCACAGAGAGGGAGGCAAGAAAACCCAAGGCACACAUGCUAAUUUCUCCAUAUCACUCAUCUUGUUAUAUAGUGUAAGAGAUCCUACUCUGUUUUGUAUCGUCCUGUAUCUCGUGUCAUUGUGCAUUAUUUGUUGUACAUUAACAUGCAAGUGAUCCCUCUUGUAAAUGGGGAUUGGAUACACUAUGAAUGCAACAAAAGAAUAUAUUGUAAAAUUGAUAACAGUUCUUCCACAAGCUGAAUGUUGUUACUGGGGUCUUUUUUCUUUUUUACUUUGUUUUUGCAAGUUUUAGAAUAGCAUAGAACUUUUCCUUCCAUUUUAGUGCUUUCAAUCUUCUGUGAUUUUUUCUUUUUAACCCCAAGAACAUUCUGUAUAAAUCUAGCACUUCAAUCAUGAUUUCAUCGUUGUUCCUGUUGUGUACAUUUGAGCCAUUGUUAAGUUUGCAUGAGCUGGUACCAUCUCUCUGCAUCUUUUCUCCAUAGUGCCUCUUAACUGCCUACACAGAAAAUCCUUGUUUUUCACAGUGGGUACAUUUUGAACAUUAUUGAAAAUGUAUUCAGCAGAUGUGGUUUCCACAGAACAAAAAAGGAAAAAUGUGUGCACUUUUUAUUGAAAGCACUCUACAAAUUUUUUGUAGUAUAUACUCAAAUAUGUAUCAUUAUAGACUGCAGAAUGAAAAAUAAGGAUUCCUUGUGUUGCAUUACUGAGUAUCCUGCCUUCGUGCAGGAGGACAGCGAUGAGAACAAGCAGCAAGAUACAAAACUACUGCUGUCUUGACAGCCAUACUUUUCUCAUAGUUAAAAAUCUCAGUUUCAUGAUAAAUUGUGCAUGAUCAAUGUACAACUAGCCUUUCAUUAUUUCACCAGGAUUAGAUACCUGAAUAUCUGGAAAUACUGAAACAACUGGGCAGUAACACAGAAACAAGCAAGAAUAAUCUUGUUUGAAAAUUGUUGAAAAAGCUUAUCCAUUCCUGUCCUCUUGGUGAGGCAUGACACUGGCUUGGGCUGAGAGGAACAACUGCUGCUGUGUGCAGCUGCUCUCACCAAAUAGGACUGUGUUGGAUCUCUGUUCUCUUUGUGUUAGAAAGUUUGUUCAGUUAGUGUAAUUUAUAUAUUUCAGACUUGCAUAUUGAUGACCAUUUUCAUUAUCGGUACUUGUGUUUUCCAUUCAUUGAUUUGGCUAGUGAUAGGGAGCUGUGGCUGUAGGGGUGUUCACCACAUGGGGUAAAGUACCUAUAUAUUACAAGUAACCAUAUUUUUAUUAGAUGUUUAGUGGGUGUUGUAAAGUAUAUGCAUAUCUAAAUUGUACGUAACAUUAAUGACCAUUCACUUAGCUUUGUACAUAUUAAAGUUGGAAGUAUAAUUGCUUACUUGGUGAAAGAUCACUUGUUAUAAGAGAAUGAGUGAAAGUUAUAGUUUUGUGGCUUGAAUGAGUGAUGCAUGAGUGGCCGUGUGUCCCAUGUCUGUCUGGCCAGCUUACUGUGUCUAAUGAGGUUUUCUUUUAAUUUUUCAUCCUUUUUGUUUCUCCUAGCCUUCAUUUUGACUUCCUUCCUAGUCAAGUAUGGGAUUUAGGGCUUCAGAUGAGAAGAGAAGCAUAUAUAUUAUGUUACUGUGUAAGUCUUAAGUUUGAGGAUGAGAGGUUGUGCUCCUUCCCUGUGAAUACCAAGGUUGUUGUUGAUGAUCUUGCAGAGAAGACUGUAUCAGCUUUAUCAAGAAAUCAGUUACUGUGGUUUCCUCUUCCUCAUCCUUCCUUAACCUCAUGCAGUUACCCACAUUCAUCUGUAGUGGUGGGAUAGUCAAGGACAACUGUACUCCAUUUGUAUGGUUGUGACUAAUCACUAUGGUUAGAUCAGUAAUGAAUUGUGCAUCUCGAGUGUUGCUUUGAGGUUUCAGUCUCCAGCCACUUAGCUUCCCCUUUGCAUCAGUUCCUCAAGUGCUUGAAAACACAAGUUAUCACACUGUGGUGAGAUUUUUGUCUUACUUAUGUCUUGGUGUCAGGAGGAUGGUUUACAACAUUGAAAUUUGCCUGAAUUUUUGUAUAUUUAUGAGGUUGGUGUAUUCCACUGUAAAUGAUGUGAAUUUUGUAUUGCUUUUAACUUCUCCAAAAUAUUUGCACAUCAUAUCCUGCAAUAGAUCUUGUUACAUUAAGACUCGGUCUCAGAAAUCUUAACUUCUACUUUGCUUGGAUUCAUGAAAUUGAAUUUGUAUGUAGAAGUAACAGUCACUGAAUUAUUUGAAUUGUUUUAAGAAAGCUUCAGAUAUCAACUUUGAAACAGUGAUAAAAAAAAAAAAAAAUACAAUGAUUGGAAACAGUGGAGUGGAGAUUGACUUCUUGUCUGUUUUUUGCAAAACCAAAAUUGUGCUAUAUGCAUCCUAAGGUGUGUCAGUGAAACACUGCUGACGGAUGAGCAUGUAGAUAAAAAGGAACUUGGAAAGGAAAGAAGAGGAAGCUAGAAAAAAUUAUUUAUUACUAAGCUUUUCUGUUGAUAAUACAUAGUAGUACUUAAAACACAGUAGUUUGUUGCAGUGUUGAACAGAGGCAUAAGCAUAAUAAUAAGGAUGGCUGGUAUGCAAUUGCUUUCAGCCAUAGAAAAAUGUAGAAAUUUAAGUUACAUUAAUAUAAAUACCAAUACAUUUUUUUUUCUUAUGCUCUGUUAUAAAAAUUUUAGGGUUAAUUAUUAAAUUUUUGUCUAGUGAAAUGUGAUUACCUAACAAGAAUCAGGUUUCACUAGGAGAUUUAAAGAUAGUGAAGCAGUAGAAAACUGAGCCAUUCAUCUUUAUUGUACCUAUUGUACCACUUAACACAUUGAUGCUGGUGUGCUGUGGUCAGUUCUUUUGUUGCCUGAAUUCAGACUUUUGGGGCUGGUAGGUUCCCCUCUCAAAACACCAUCAGUUACCCCUCAGAGGUACAUAAUAUGGCCUGAAAAGUAAAGAACAAAUCAACUGGGAUUACCAAGGAUAAGGAAAGGAAAAAAAAAAAGACAUUCCCUAACACUGAACAGAAAGUUGAACUGUUAAUGAAAUUUUGUAGAAUCAGUUAUGUUCCACUUUUAGUUGAAUAAUGGUGUACUAAAGAUAAACUUAAGUCCAUGUAUGUAAUUAAGAUUCCCAUUGUGUACAGAGGACAAAUUGUAUUAUUAAUGUUUUAUGAUGUGAAAUUUCCUUAACUAGUUCAGCUUUCUGUUAUUUAAUCUGCAUCAACAUUUUAGUCAUUUAUAUGUAUCUUAGGUAUAAGUUUAAGAGGGAGUCUGAUUUUUGCUUCUUAUGUAUGUGUUUGCCAUCAAUCUCUAUAGAAACAGCCUAAGUAGAUGACAAUGAAUGGAAAACUUGAAUAAUUCCUUUCCAAAUAAACACACACCUUACCUGUUGCACUCAAUACACUCUCUCUCUCUCUCUCUCAACUGAAUAUUUGAUGUUGAACUGUGUCAUUGAUAGAGUGGAUGCUUUCAUUUUGUUUUUGGCAAAGUAAGGCAUCUUGUACUGUUUUGUACACACACAUGUGAAUGAUAUAUUAAUGAGUUCACUGAAUUAAGUACCAGUCUUGCUAAAUGUUCAAUGAGGUACAAAGCUGUCACUCUUCAAUGCCUGGUCUUAAUGUUUCCAUCUCAUCACAAGAAAUGUGUUGUGAGCCACCAAUGUGCUGCUGUACUGAUGUAGCGGUGUUGUAAUCAAACAACUUGGCAGGAAGGGAAAGAGUUUUUUUUUUUUUUUAAGUUGUGAAUUAUUCAUAUAGUACUUGUAUUUGAUCUUUUAUUUUAUUUGUAUGUAUUUAUUCAUUUAUAUAUUUUUAUGGGUUGAACAGUACGGGGCAGAAGGAGGAACUGGUUGUGGCCUUGAAGACAUGGGUUAGUAUUGUCUAUUUUUGUUAACGUUUCUCUUACAUAAAUCAUUCCAGUGUACAGAAGACAGCUGUCAUACUCAUGGCAAUACAUACAAUCCAUGUAAAAUGUACAUUUGUCUUGCUGUUGAUGAUAGCAUUGAACCAAACCUCAUAAAAUACUUACUAAUGCAAUGAGCCACUCAGUGUACUCUUAUUUUUAAUGCAUUUUCUGGGAACAGAGUGCAAAUGGUUAAACUCACCCAUUUUGUAGCUGUAGGGUUGUGUGUUGUUUGAGAGCAGGGUGCUGGCUGAGGGUUCCAGUGUGUACAGAGGGUGUGUACCCCCUGCCAGUUCUUGAAUCAAUAUAUAUCUGCCAUGUAAGAGGCCUUAACCCAAUCAUGUAGUUGUGUGAAUGUGAAACUAAUGAGGUCAACCUUCCCACAAAAUGUUAUGUAACAAAUAUUGUUGUGUUGUAAUCUUUGGUUUUAUUUUGGUUUCUAUAGGGAUGACCUUCAAAAGGUCUUCUCAGGAAAGUUUAAGUAGCUGGAUGACCUUUUCCUGGUGACCUAAAUGGCUCCACUAGGUUGGAGUAGCUGAAUAACCAUUUCCUGGUGACCUACAGGGUUCCUUGCUAGGUUGCUGUAGCUGGAUGACCUUGUUCUGGUGGCCUCCUUAAGGGUUCCUUGAAUAGUUGUUGAAUAACCUGUUGGUUUGCUGUGUAGUGUGUUCAGAAAUAGACCAGUACAGUAUAUCCGUCAUCUGCUAGAAAAAAACACUUUACUUUUGUAUAAUUUAUAUGAUGAACAUUGUCAGAUGGCAUUCCUACCUUGGUUCCUGUGUAAAUAAUGUUAACUUCAUUAUCUCAUAUAUCUGAAAAAUAUAUUUGCCAGAAUUUACAAAAAUGCAAACACAUUAUAAGAUAGGAAUUUUGUUGAUAUUAAGGGAAGAGAGUGACAUGUCUUAGUUAUCAACCUACCCUGGUGACUGAUUGCCAAAACAAAUUGUUAAACACUUGUUUUAGAGACUUAUUUGCAGUUGUUACUUUUGGAAAAAAUUACAUAUACCUGCACAUAAGAAAACCAAUCAUGUGCAUGCUGAAAGUUGUCACCUGGACCUAAAUUUACAUGGUGUUAGGUCUGUAGUUCUUGGUGGAGACCAGAGAUGUAGCAGAGUGUGCCCCAUCAUUAUUUUGUACCUCAAGAUUCCAGAUAAGCACAAGCCAAAGUCAGGGAAUUUAUAUAGUUUUCAUAAUUACUAAGUACAUAAGUGAUAUCAUAAAGAUUAAGACCUAAAGAGAAAAGUGGAGAUGUCAGAACUGUCUGCCCAUAGUAGGUAAUAAUAAACUGAAAAAUUAAUUAAAGAAUUGAACUUUAAGAAUAAAUAUUUAAGAAUAUUUAAGAAUAAAUAUUUUCUAUAGACCAUAAAGAUUAACCAUUCUCCAUGUCUUUUUAUGGAAAUUAAAAAGUUUAGAAAGUAGAAUCUAAGUAAAUAGAUUAAUAGAAUCCAAGGGAAUGAAAAUAUGAAAGAUUUUUUGACAUCCGGAAUAUAUCUCGUGUAGAUUCACUCACAUGCUUAAGAUUACCCGUGUUUGGAUCUGGGCCUCAAGUGCUCUACUCUAAGGAUAAAUAAUGAAAUGAGGGCUAGACUUAGAGGAGGUGAACAUAUGCAAUACUCCUAUCUGACUACAUUCAACAAUUUCACUGCAGAAAAGUAAUUAAGGUAACAAAACUUGGGUGGAAAGAAAAAUGGAUGUUCACAUUUCAUGUUGCCAAAUUAAUGUUGGGAAAAGAUUGUGGACAGAAAGGAAAAUUGUAUGUUUUAUUGUGUGAAUUAGUUUGUCAUGUGGGGAUAUGUAUCCAGAUAUUGAAUUGUGCAGAGGACAACUGCUGGAGGGAGAUAUACAUACAGGAAAGUCACUGUAUGUAUAAGGGAGGAUUGAGAACUGAACCAUAGUUUUGACAUACUCUGUGUGAGAGAGUGAGAUGGAAGUGUGAUGUCACUAUUGCCUUCAAUUGUAUAUAUUGUAUGUUAGAGUAGCAGUGAAAAGAAUGUCCUAAGUGGGAAUUACAGACCAAAGAGAAGUUUGAUGGGAAAGAAAUAAUUUAGUUUUAUCAAGGGUAUUCUACUUCAAAGUAGAGUGAACUAGACAUUUUCACAUCAGUGCAAGAGGAUAAUUAAAAGCAUAUAAGAAAGUUACAUUAAAAGAAAGUGAUGCAAAACAGUUUUGGAAGUCAUACCUACAGUUUUGGAGUCUGGCCUAAACCUAGUUUAUGAAAAGAAAGAAGAAAUGAAAGAGUUUAAUUAUCUUGGCACAGGUUUCUGCAAGUCUGAAUAGAGGAGUAUGAAAAGAGUAAUGGAAGAGAACCAAGUCUUAGAAAUCUUUUGUUAAAUCACAAAAGGGGGACUAUAAGAGUGGAAAUUCAAAUAUGAGACUACCAUACAUUAAACAUUAAUAUAGAUCCAGUCAAUAUGGGAUAUGAAAAAAUGAAAAGGAGCAUGUAACAAGAGAAUAUGGAUAAUAAAUUAAACCAGAACAAUUAAAUGGUUUGGACUAGAGUGAGUUUAGAAAAAAAGUAAAGGACAGUUACAGAUGGCACUGAUGUGAGAUAGGUGAACAGGAUAUAUCAAUUUAUAAAUUAAAGGGAAAAAAAUGGUUGUGUAACAAAUACUGUACAUAGAAUGGGACCUGAGCAAUACAGCUUUGCAGGGAGUUUGUAGAAAAAAUUAAACACUACAACCAACAAAUACAAGUAGCAUGACUGAGCUUUAGCAGUCAAGUCAAGGUACAUAAUAUUGACAAAAUUUCACAAAAUUUGGUAUGUGUUGAGCACAGUGAAUGUAAGAAAUUUGUUCAUGGUUGCAACUAUGAAACAAUAAAGUCUGGAACAAAUGAAGAGUGACAAAUGUAGAUGAUGAAGGCAUUCAUGUGAGAGUUCGCGAAAGGAGCGAAAGUAUCCUCCACAAAUGCAGCUUCCACCACUUACCAUUACCAUAUUAUGGUGAACAAAAGCACUACAUGUAACUGUACCAGAGACAUGAUGUAAAAGUGUUGAAGGCUUGUUUAAAGCUCUUCAGAGCAGAACUUCACAGAUGGGUGCUACUCUUGACACCAUUGGCACUGGUAGGUGUGUCAUGUAGUAAUGCAAUGCCACAUGCACCUCUCAGUGCCUGGUAGCAGACUUCAUGAGAAACACGGUGUAACUUUUUUUUAUGUAUCUCCAGAUAGUUUGAAAUUGAAAACAUAUUGUUGAUUUUCUGGCAGAUGCUCGUGUCACUAUAGGUUGUAGACUUACCAUGACU
Molecule: messenger RNA, 11777 nt
Organism: Scylla paramamosain (green mud crab)
Lineage: Eukaryota; Metazoa; Arthropoda; Malacostraca; Decapoda; Portunidae
Gene: Hyccin
Biological process (GO): phosphatidylinositol phosphate biosynthetic process; protein localization to plasma membrane
Cellular component (GO): plasma membrane
Source: RefSeq, a predicted model, not a curated record